AAAGAAGGUAGUUGUCUAUCCAGAGUAAUCCGAGCUGGCAAUUGACCACCGCAAGCAGGGGUGAACUUUGCUUUGCACUGAGCCUAUCCAGAUCACCAUGUUCUCCCGCACAGCCCUCGCCAGGGCCUUCGCCCUGCCCAUCGAGCAGCAAUGCGCCCGCUUCUCCGUCGCCCGGGCCUGUCUUCACAGCACCGCAGCAGCAGCGUCGACGACGACAAAAACAACAUCAACCAGUCCAAAAAACGCUCACCCAACCUCCCCACUAACCGCCACGCCACAUGUCCAAACCUCUUCUUCCACCACCUCUACCACCACCUCCACCUCCACCUCCACCUCCACCUCCACAACCACCACCACCAGCAGCAGUCCUAUCGACCUCAAAAAGCCCGUGGCUCCAACCUUCACCUCGCCGCUGCAACUCACGCAAUCGCUGCUGGCGCAACUCCCGCAACUCACCUCGCAGCGGCCGCACUACAUCGUCUCGCACCUGCACGACCGGCCGUACCUGCUGACGCAGGGCGAUUCGAUCCGGCUCCCCUUCCUGAUGCCCAAGGUCAAGCCGGGCGAUGUGCUGCGGUUCAACCGCGCCUCGGUGCUGGGGUCGCGCGAUUUCUCGCUCAAGGGCAGCCCCUACGUCGAUGAGCGGUUGUAUGAGUGUCGCGUGCGCGUUGUGGGCGUCGAUGCCGAGCCCCUCCGCGUCAAGGAGAAGACGAAGCGGAGACGGCGCCACGUGCAGCACAUCAAGAGCAAGCACAAGUAUACCCUGCUGCGGGUGAUGGAUGUGAAGAUUAAGACGGCGGAGGAGUUGUUGCAGGAGGGGGCGGUGGUUGUUUAAACAGCCAGCUCACCUAGACAAAAAUCUUGGUCAAAGACGAGGGGACGGGCUCUUUUUGUUUACUUCGAAAAUACCAAGUGGGUUUUCUACUGGGUCGAGUCUUGUUUAAUGGGGAGGGGUAGCUGGAUAGGAAAGAGAGGGACAGAAGAAUAUGAUGGGUUGGGAUGGUCAUGGUGGCUGCACCUAGCAGUUACGCACGGAUAUAUGUACAGAUAGAAAGUGAGUGUCUGUUUCCAUGCACCAGGCGGUGCAUUUGUAUUGUACUUCAUAUUUGGGCUUUCGAAUGUUCAUGUGCUAUCUUUUUCUUUCUGAUUUUGUCUUUCCUCUUUUAGGAUUCCUUCAGAGAAUCCCAGAAGGAAUCGAAGGAUGCUUGAGAGGAAAUGGAGAAGGCCACGCACCGUUUCCUCUCAACGUCUGAUAUCUCUGUAUCAGGGCUGAUCUAUAGGCAACACUUACGCACUGGUGAUGGAAGUUGACGCAG
Aspergillus saccharolyticus JOP 1030-1 is the source of this 1316-nucleotide messenger RNA. RefSeq names its product mitochondrial 54S ribosomal protein bL21m. NCBI's taxonomy places the organism in Eukaryota, Fungi, Ascomycota, Eurotiomycetes, Eurotiales, Aspergillaceae. Gene Ontology annotation, molecular function: structural constituent of ribosome. Gene Ontology annotation, cellular component: ribosome; mitochondrial large ribosomal subunit. The transcript has a single exon. The coding region runs from base 98 to 835 and encodes 245 amino acids. The record is from RefSeq and is a predicted model, not a curated record.